GUGAGCUGUGAUUGGUCACAGCUUGUCACAUGGUACAAGGCUGUUGUGAAUAGCCUUGUACCAUGUGAUCUCUGUGAUAAUUCGCAGAUUUCACACAUAGUAAGCAAUGAUGUCAGAAGUGAUAUCUUGCUUACUACUCUGCAUGUGAUCACUGAUUGGUCAAUCAGUGAUCACAUGAUCGGGUCCUCGCACACGACGAUCGGUGUUCCUCUGUGUCCGGAGGACAGAGCGGGAACUGGACUGCGGUGCUGCACACUCCCAGGGAGGAGCGCGUGCAGGCAGGGAGGACGUUUAUAA
Messenger RNA from Staurois parvus, 297 nucleotides. NCBI's taxonomy places the organism in Eukaryota, Metazoa, Chordata, Amphibia, Anura, Ranidae. The record is from the annotation of a GenBank genome assembly.